Uloborus diversus is the source of this 1104-nucleotide messenger RNA. RefSeq lists its product as uncharacterized. The transcript has a single exon. Lineage: Eukaryota; Metazoa; Arthropoda; Arachnida; Araneae; Uloboridae. The annotation marks the transcript as partial. The record is from RefSeq and is a predicted model, not a curated record.
AUGAGUUUUUCCAGUAAACACUGUGAGAGUGAUUUUUCAGAAGAACGUCUUGACGAUCAUUCGCCAACUGGUGAAAUAAUGUGUGAAAAGGAAUGCUCUCCCAAUUCUAAAAAAGUUCUUUCUUUCGAUAAGAGUGCUCAAGAGCAAAGUAACUCAGUGUCAUCCACUGAUAAUAAUGUGCAAAGUGAGAGUCCAGUCUUGGAAAACUAUGAAACGAAACUAGAUACUAUGAACAUGGAUGUUAACAAAUCUGAAGAUACAGAAGACCAGAAAUCAGUUUGUAAUGCUGAAUGUUCGCAUUCCAGAAAAGAAGGUGAUGAAAUCAAUCAGAAUGUGAUAAAAAAUGUUCCUGAAGAAGCUAGUGAGAAUCAAGUUUUGAAUGACAGCGAACUAAAAUUGAGUGCAGUUAUUGAAGAGCUCAAAAACUUAGAAAUUGAAGAAAUUUUUGCCCCUAAGAUUGUCCCUGAAACUGAUUUCAAUGAAGAACUGCAACAAACAAAUAAAAUUAUUUGUGCUGGAAAUAAAGCUACCGUAAGCUGUGAAACAGAACUAUGUAGUUCUGAGAAUAUUCAAAAAGAUAUGCAUGAAGAAUCCAAUGAUGUACCUGAAACUCUUGCUCAAAGCACUGUUGAAGAUGCAGUUACUCAAGAUAUGAAUAAAAGUGAAGUAAUUGGCCACGAUGCUUCUGAUACUGAAACAGUAGAAGAAGAAAAUGAAUCAUGCAAAAUGAAGGUUCAAAUUAGAAGAUCAGAAAAUUUUGCUUACGAGAUAUGCUCUGAUACUGAUUCUGAUGAUGAACUGCAAAUGACUAACUUCAUUUGUGCUGAAAAUAAAGCUACAGUAAGCUCUGAAACAGAACAAGGUUGUUCUGAGAAGAACCUUCAACAAGAUAUGCAUGAAGAAUCCAAUGAUGUACCUGAAAUUCUUGCUCAAAGUACUGAUGAAGAUGAAGUUUCUCCAUCUGCAAAUAAAGGUGAUCAUGAUUGUUUUGAUACUUCCCCAGCAAAGGAAAAGGAUCAGUCAUACAAAAUGAAGAUUAAGAGAAGAGCGGCAAAUGUGAAAUCUUUAGAAUCAUUUAGAUCUCUUAGAAUUACUUCUCCUACA